AUGCCGCGUGCGAGGCUCCAAGCGGCGUGGGCCCACGCGCGGCGCGCCGAGCAGGAGCUUGCGGCGCUCGUCGAGGAGGAAGACACGUACAAUGGCUUUCCAGAUGACCUGCCGGGUGCGUACAUCCAGCUGCGGCGCGAGCACGAGGCGCUGCGCGCCAAGUACGAGGAAGAACGCGAGGCAUGGCUCGCAUUCAAGGCAUGGUGGCGCUCGCGUGUACGUGAGCGCCGCGCAAUAAAGCGCGCACAGCCCGAGCCCGACGAGGUGCCGGAAGCGCAGGGCAGCACUCCGUCGACGCCACGGAAACGGCGCACAGAAAUCACGAGUCCAGUGCAACCCCCGAUACCCACACCCCGCCGCAGCCGCGAGCGCGUGCUACAGCACAGGACGCACGUACGCCAGCUCCUGCAAGAGAACCCGGCGCUCUUUAAAGGCCGCCCAGCGAAGCCCGAGGGGACGCAGAGCCCCAGCGACGACGCACAGAAAAGUGCACACGCACGCCGCCAGGUCUCUUCACGACACCGGCAUACGGAUGCGCCGGAUCCGACACCGCCAGACUACUGGAUGCAAACCCGGCGUGCCUCGUCGCGCCUCGCGACGCGCCUCGAGGAAAAGACCGAGCCUGCGGUGGAUGCGGGGCAAAAGAGACGUGCGGAAGCGUCGCCGACGCCUCCUCGAGGGCGCGCUGCGCCGAAAAAAGCGCGCGCUGCGCCGAAAAAGAAGGGCGAUACUGCCCCUGCCGAGGCGGGUCCGAGCACGCCGAAAGAGCGCGUGCGUGCGCGGCCCGCGCCACAAGCGCCCUCUAGCGAGUCCGAAUCGGACUCGGAUACCCCUGUGCGUGUGCGGCGGCGUGCGCGUGCGUCGGCAUCGGCUGCCGAGAUGGCCCGCUCGCUUCCGCCCCUGUCGCUUCCGGCACGCCCCCACUCUCUGCACGCGCUGCCGGACGAGAAACUCGCGCAGCUCAGUGCGCAUGAGCGUGCGCGCCGUCUUUUGCAUGUCGGUGCGACGCCGGAAGCGUUGCCAUGCCGCCAGCAGCAGUUCCUCGACGUGCUCGAGUGCACGACCGAUGCGCUGCGAGCCGGCGCCGGCGAGUGUGCGUACAUCUACGGUGUGCCCGGCACCGGCAAGACGGCUACUGUUCGGGAGGCGAUCCGUACGCUGGAGCACCGCAAAGCGCGUGGCGAGAUCCCCGCCUUUCAGUUUGUCGAGAUCAACGGCAUGAAACUCGCCAGUGCCAUGCAGGCCUAUACGGAACUCUGGAGCGCGGUGCACGGCGGCAAGCGGCUGCACCCCCGCGCCGCCCUCUCGCGGCUUACGGCCCACUUUAAUGCAGGCAAUGGUGAGCACCGUGCGCCGAUUGUCGUGCUGAUGGACGAGCUCGACCUGUUUGUCACGUCGCGGCAGGAUGUCAUCUACAACCUCUUCCACUGGCCCAACCUUCCCGGGAGCAACCUCGUGGUGAUUGCCGUGGCGAAUACGAUGGACCUGCCCGAGCGUACGCUGCAGCCCAAGGUCGCGAGCCGCCUUGGCAUGACGCGCAUUCCCUUUAUGCCUUAUACCGAUCGCCAGCUCCUGGAUAUCGUGCGUGCACGCCUCGAUAUCGACGAGCAAGGCACGCGCGUCGGAACCUCGGCGGCGACCCAAGGAUGCGAGCACGUCUUUCGCGUCGAUGCACUCAUGUUUGCCUCGAAGCGCGUCGCGAACGUCUCGGGCGACGCGCGGCGCAUGCUCGACGUGUGCCGCCGCGCCGUCGAGCUCGCCGAGCACCGUGCCGCGGUCGCGGGGUGCGACGCGGACCCGAUCUCCAUCCUCGAGAUCCGCGAGGUGCUCGACAAGAUGGCGCGCUCGGGCCGCGCGGCGCACGUCGCGGCGCUUUCGCUGCACGCCAAGCUCCUGCUGUCGAGCAUGUAUGCGUGCGCACGACGCAACGAGGUCGCCGAAGUGGUCUGGGGUGACGCGCCGGCUCGGCACGCGCGGGUCCCCACGCGCGGUAUUUGGUCGUGA
Messenger RNA from Malassezia japonica, 2004 nucleotides. RefSeq names its product Origin recognition complex, subunit 1 (gene ORC1). Gene Ontology annotation, molecular function: ATP hydrolysis activity; DNA replication origin binding; ATP binding. Gene Ontology annotation, biological process: mitotic DNA replication checkpoint signaling; DNA replication initiation; DNA repair. The coding region runs from base 1 to 2004 and encodes 667 amino acids. The record is from RefSeq and is a predicted model, not a curated record. The transcript has 4 exons. Lineage: Eukaryota; Fungi; Basidiomycota; Malasseziomycetes; Malasseziales; Malasseziaceae. Gene Ontology annotation, cellular component: nuclear origin of replication recognition complex.